Molecule: messenger RNA, 1527 nt
Organism: Penicillium cosmopolitanum
Lineage: Eukaryota; Fungi; Ascomycota; Eurotiomycetes; Eurotiales; Aspergillaceae
Product: fungal specific transcription factor domain-containing protein
Exons: 5
Coding region: 1-1527 (508 amino acids)
Biological process (GO): DNA-templated transcription
Molecular function (GO): zinc ion binding; DNA binding
Source: RefSeq, a predicted model, not a curated record
AUGUCAAGGGAUGGAAGCCAUCGGCUUGGGUCACCAUUAAGUGAGCAGUUCGUGGCAAAAUCCCGACUCUCUUCAAAACUCGAUCUAGUGCCCCCAUCUCCAGAAGAUGAUGGUCACAUAGAAUCUCCACGGGCCAUAUUAGAUCCAUACGCACGAAUAACUCUGGAAAGUCUCUGUGAUAUCCCGCCGUACAGGGUGCCGGCAAAACCGUGGACGGAGGCCACCGAUGACAAUGAUCUUGUGUCGCACCUGGUCUCCCUGUACUUCACGUGGGAUCAUCCGUGUGCACAAUUUGUUGAUCAAGGUAUUUUCCUCGAGCACAUGAGACGGGGGGACCUGGAUUCGGAGUUUUUCUCCUUUCAAUGGCAAGCGUAUGCGGCCUCAGUUGUUAUUCUACCCAUUCUUAGGUUUUUUCUAAUGCCCAACAGGUCUAUUCUGACAGCCCGGGGGGUAUUUUCCAAUCCAGAAAAUGCCUUCUCUCGUGGACGAAAUUUCUUCUCCGAAGCCGAAAAGUUGUGGAAAGCUCAAGAGGGGCGUUCAGCAUUAUCAAGCAUCCAAGCCCUUGUCAUGAUGUGUUGUGUAUUGUCUUACCAAGGAAAGGCGAAUCUCAGCUGGUUGAUGCUGCAACAGGCCAUACAACUGGCACAUGACAUUGGGUUGUUUAUGCUGCCAAGAGCUAAGUAUCGAUGUAGAGAGAAUAUGACUUCUGAUAUGGAAUGUGCUCGGGCGAUCACGGCCUGGGGGAUCUUCAGUUUGAAUCAACAAAUGUCAAUGAAGUUGCAGAAGGUAGCAACAUUGUCAAAGCCUGCAUCCAGUAUAGACGUUGCGGGUGACCAUGACUUUGACUGGAUACCUUAUCCACGAUCGAACCAGAUCAUGUAUGCCGCCAAGCGAGCUCAUCUUCCUCAAAUCCGACAAGGCCUUGCCGAGAUGACUGAUAUCAUGUUACACGUUGAAGAUCUCCUGGACGAUGAGGAGCUAAGUAUGAGCUCCACUGCAUUGUGUGCGAGGGUAGAGGACCCAUACAACCGUUUGCAACAGUGGUUGGCGGAUUGGCGAGAUGCAUCGCAGACUCGAAAGGAGCCAAUUCCCCAACUUCUGAUCCUACGUGUCAAAGGCCUUCACGCGAUGAUGCACUUAGUCGAAAUGUUGAUCGAGCGUGACCAACAAGGAUCGAUGAUUGCUCAGUUGCAGCAAGAAUGGUGUGCCCAGGCCGAGGAGAUAGCCCAGUGCCUUCGUAUCCAUCGUCAGUCGUAUGGAAUCUGGCUCAUUCCUAGCCAAGUGAUUGAUAUCGUUCAGGCAGUCUUCUACACCCUGGUGCAUCACCAGGAGAGUAGUAAGAGUAGUAAUAAGGUGAGGCACGCUUUUAUUGAAUUCUGUCGGUUUGGGAUAGCCCUGGGCCAGAAGUCCAAGCCAAUGGCUGAAACCAUCUACGCCAUUCAAUCGCUUUCCCAACGCGGGUCUAUUCAGCUACCUACUGAAGCCAUCACAAUCCUUGACGGCUCCAAACUAUGGAAGUGUCAGUAG